GUGCCUCGCGGCGGGCCGGGCCUGACUCGCCUCGCUUGGGAGCGCGAGUCUGAGUUGAACCCCGGACGACGCGCGGAGCGGCCGGCGCAGUCAUGGCGGACUACUGGAAGUCACAACCAAAGAAAUUCUGUGAUUACUGCAAGUGCUGGAUAGCAGACAAUAGGCCUAGUGUUGAAUUUCAUGAAAGAGGAAAGAAUCAUAAGGAAAAUGUGGCAAAAAGGAUCAGUGAGAUUAAACAGAAAAGCCUGGAUAAGGCAAAGGAAGAAGAAAAGGCGUCAAAGGAGUUUGCUGCAAUGGAGGCAGCUGCCCUAAAAGCAUACCAAGAGGAUUUGAAAAGGCUUGGCUUAGAGUCAGAAAUUUCAGAACCGAGCGUAUCACCAGUAACCAGCACUGUUCCACCCACCUCUACAUCAAAUCAACAGAAAGAACAGAAAGAAAAGAAGAAGAAAAAAAAAGAUCCUUCAAAAGGCAGAUGGGUAGAAGGUAUAACCUCUGAGGGUUACCAUUACUACUAUGAUCUUAUCUCAGGAGCAUCUCAGUGGGAGAAACCUGAAGGAUUUGAAGGAAACUUAAAAAAGACAGCAGUGAAGACCAUUUGGGUAGAAGGUUUAAGCGAAGAUGGUUAUACCUACUAUUAUAAUACAGAAACAGGAGAAUCCAGAUGGGAGAAACCUGAUGAUUUCAUUCCACACACUGGUGAUCUGCCUUCUAGUAAAGUCAAUGAAAAGUCACCUGACAACCUAGAAGAAUCCAAAUCAUCAGAUUCACAUAGUGAUUCCGAUGGGGAAAAGGAAGCAGAAGGAGGAGAGGUCUCUACAGAAACAAAAAAAACAAAAAUAAAAUUUAAGGAAAAAAAAAAUAGUGAUGAAGGAACUGACCCAGAAAUACAGAAAGAAAAAAGUAUUCCAAAACAGAAUUCGUUGGGUUCAAAUGAAGAAAAAUCCAAAACCCUUAAAAAAACAAACCCCUAUGGAGAAUGGCAAGAAAUUAAACAAGAGGUCGAGUCUCAUGAGGAGGUAGAUUUGGAACUUCCAAGUGCUGAAAAUGAGUAUGUAUCAACUUCGGAAGCUGAUGGUGGGGAACCCAAAGUGGUAUUUAAAGAAAAAACAGUCACUUCUCUUGGAGUUGUGGCAGAGGGAGUGGCCCCAGUCUUCAAAAAGAGAAGAAUUGAAAAUGGAAAAUCUAGAAAUUUAAGGCAACGAGGUGAUGAUCAAUAAUUGUAAGAGGGCUUUUCGUAUAGGCUUUUUGGACAGAAUAGAGACUUAAUACAUCUUAAAACUUGUCUGUGUUUGUUUCUAAGUACUUUCAUGCUAAAAAUUUAGAUUCAUUCUAAAUGUAUUUCAUGUGAAUUAAAAUAAAUCUUUUCAUGUGAAA
Lemur catta (Ring-tailed lemur) is the source of this 1374-nucleotide messenger RNA. RefSeq names its product WW domain binding protein 4 (gene WBP4). The record is from RefSeq and is a predicted model, not a curated record. The transcript has 10 exons. Gene Ontology annotation, cellular component: precatalytic spliceosome; nucleus. Gene Ontology annotation, biological process: mRNA splicing, via spliceosome. Gene Ontology annotation, molecular function: RNA binding; zinc ion binding; protein binding. Bases 93 to 1217 code for a protein of 374 amino acids. NCBI's taxonomy places the organism in Eukaryota, Metazoa, Chordata, Mammalia, Primates, Lemuridae.